This is a messenger RNA of Menidia menidia (Atlantic silverside), 702 nucleotides long. The record is from the annotation of a GenBank genome assembly. NCBI's taxonomy places the organism in Eukaryota, Metazoa, Chordata, Actinopteri, Atheriniformes, Atherinopsidae.
AUGUGCCAGAGGGUGGAACUAAACCCCCCCCGGUCUCCCACUCACUUUAAAGUGAAGGCUCAGGUCCGGGUGUGUGAGAUGUGGACGGCGGGCUGCAUGGAGGAGGUUUGCGAGGGGAGCACCAGCCCGGAGAGGAGCUUCGUGGUGGGCUGGCCCACCUGCAACUCGGUGGCCACCUUCAGCUCUGAGGAUCUCAAGGACAAAUGGCUGGCGCUCAUCAGCAGUCGGAUAGCUGACGGAAAGCAGAGGGACGACCCCCAGACCGUCCCUCUGAAGAUUUUUGCCAAGGACAUCGGAAACUGCGCAUACGCCAAGACGCUGGCGGUCAGCAACACGGACAGCACCACUGACGUCAUCCACAUGGCUCUGCAGCAGUUCGGCAUAUCGGGUUGCGUAAAAGACCACCGGCUGUGGGUGAGCUCCUGUAAGGACGACCCUCCUUAUCCUCUCAUCGGCCACGAGUUCCCCUUCAGCAUCAAGAUGAGCCACAUCCGGGACGGCGGCAGCAGCCCCGGUGGUGGACAGGGCGGGGGGGCGGCGGGCAGGGAGCUGGCCAGUCCCAGCGACUGCCCGGGGGUCCUGCUGCUGGACCAGUGUCUGCCCCCCGAAACCCAGUGCCAGUUCAUCCUCAGACCCAACAAGGCCGUCCUCACCCCCCCUCAGCUCCUAGAUGGGUUCCAGCGGGAGCUCAUAUCAAAAUAA